Ustilago hordei is the source of this 2610-nucleotide messenger RNA. RefSeq names its product putative urease. Gene Ontology annotation, biological process: urea catabolic process. Gene Ontology annotation, cellular component: urease complex. NCBI's taxonomy places the organism in Eukaryota, Fungi, Basidiomycota, Ustilaginomycetes, Ustilaginales, Ustilaginaceae. The transcript has a single exon. Gene Ontology annotation, molecular function: urease activity; nickel cation binding. The record is from RefSeq and is a predicted model, not a curated record. Bases 1 to 2610 code for a protein of 869 amino acids.
AUGCACCUCCUGCCUCGAGAACGCGACAAACUUCUCCUGCACUCAGCCGGCUCCCUUGCCCAAAAACGCCUUGCUCGUGGACUACGACUCAACCAAACGGAAGCAACCGCACUCAUCGCUCUCGUCCUCCAAGAACGCGUCCGCGAUGGAGAACAUUCCGUAGCCGAACUAAUGCAACAUGGAAAAACUCUCCUCGGUCGAUGUCACGUUCUACCCGGAGUAGCCGAAUUACUCCACGAAGUGAUGGUCGAAGGCUGUUUUCACGAUGGAACGUUUCUUGUCACCGUCCAUCAACCCGUUUGCACCGAAAGAGGUGAUAUUGAAGCCGCGCUGUAUUCCAGCUUUUAUCCUUCUCCGAACGCGAGCGUGUUCGAGAGGGAGAUCGAAGCGGAGAGGGCGCUAGUCAAAGCGACUGGCAAGAGCGAGGUUCUACCUGGUGCGAUGGUGACAAAGGAGGGUGCAGAGGCGAUACAGUUAUGUCCAAACAGAGAGAGGGUGAAUGUGAAAGUGACAAAUACGGGAGAUAGACCGAUCCAAGUUGGAUCGCAUUAUCCUUUCCUCGAAACGAAUGCAGCUUUGUCUUUCCCGAGAUUGUUGGCUUUGGGCAAGAGAUUGGAUAUUGCGGCAGGCACCGCGAUUAGGUUCGAACCGGGCGAUAGUAAGACUGUUACACUGGUGGGAAUAGGCGGGACCAAGAUCCUCGCUGGUGGAAACAAUCUAGCUUCUGGACCCCUCGACGAGUUUCUCGCUACGAGCGAGAGCAAGCAGGCCUUGGUGAAACGAAUCGAAGCAGAAGGAUUCUCAAAUGAGCCUAUCCCAGAGAUGGCAGACGAUUCCAACCCACCACCACCAUUCGAACUCAGUCGAGAUGCGUAUGCCGCAUUGUAUGGCCCAACAGUAGGCGACAAAGUUCGUCUAGCCGACAGCCCGCUCUGGUUGGAAGUGGAGAAAGAUUACACCGUGUACGGGGAUGAGCUUAAGUUCGGUGGUGGAAAAGUCAUUCGUGAUGGUAUGGGUCAAGCUUCUGGUCGACCCGAUAAAGCCGUGUUGGACGUGGUAGUGAUCAAUGCGCUCAUUGUUGAUUGGUGCGGGAUUGUCAAAGCAGAUAUUGGCAUCAGAGGUGGGCAUAUCGUGGGGAUUGGGAAGGCGGGUAACCCGGCGAUAAUGGAUGGAGUGGAUCCGAACCUUGUGGUUGGGUCUUGUACCGAAGUUAUUGCUGGUGAAAAGUAUAUCGUUACCGCGGGAGCGAUCGAUGCUCAUGUGCAUUACAUUUGUCCGGAUCUACACGAGGAGGCACUAGCGACGGGCAUUACAACUCUCAUCGGAGGAGGCACUGGUCCGACCGCGGGGACUAGUGCUACGACGUGUACUCCGGGGCAGGAUCAACUCAAGAACAUGAUGAUUGCAACGGACAACGUUCCAUUGAACUUUGCGUUUACAGGUAAAGGCAACGAUUCGGGUUUGGCGGGGUUGGAAGAUCAGAUUAAAGCCGGUUGUGCAGGUUUAAAAAUUCACGAGGAUUGGGGAGCAACACCUGCAGUCAUCGAUGCAUGUUUGACGGUGUGCGAUAAGUAUGAUGUUCAGUGUAACAUUCAUACGGAUACGUUGAACGAGAGUUGCUUUGUCGAAGGGACUCUGGCAGCAUUUAAGGGGAGGACGAUUCAUACUUAUCAUUCGGAAGGUGCCGGUGGUGGGCAUGCUCCCGACAUCAUCCGGGUUUGCGGAGAAACCAACAUCCUACCCUCCUCAACGAACCCCACGAGACCUUAUGCGAAGAACACCCUGGAUGAACAUCUGGAUAUGCUGAUGGUGUGUCAUCAUCUCAGUAAGGAUAUCGUGGAGGAUGUGGCGUUUGCGGAUUCGAGGAUUAGGGCGGAGACGGUGGCUGCCGAAGACGUGUUGCAGGAUAGUGGCGCUAUCUCCAUGAUCAGUAGUGAUUCGCAGGCUAUGGGUCGGAUUGGAGAGGUUGUUUCGAGGACUUGGAGGACUGCUAGUAAGAUGGCUGGCUUGAUUGGACCAUUGCGAGUGCCGGAAGGGGGAGUGCGGGGGGAAGGUGGAUUUAGGGUGCCACAUCCGAGUGAAGCUGUUUCGGACAAUCUGAGGAUUAAGAGAUACGUGGCAAAGUAUACGAUCAAUCCGGCUCUCGUUCAUGGUUGUUCGCAUCUGAUUGGGUCGAUCGAGCCAGGCAAGCUGGCUGAUCUGGUUUUCUACUUGCCGAGCAAGUUCGGUGUCUGCCCGGAAUUCGUUUUGAAGGGUGGACAGGUGGCGUGGGCGCAAAUGGGUGAUGCAAAUGCUUCCAUUCCAACGGUGCAGCCGAUCUAUGGAAGAGGCAUGCAUGGUGCGAACGCCAAUGCUGCGCCGCACAAUUCGGUGCUUUUCGUCUCUCAGCUUUCCGUUGAGCACGGUAUUGUGAAGCGUUACGGAGUCACCAAGAGGGUCGAGCCGGUGAAAGGAUGCAGGAAAGUUAGUAAGAAGGAUAUGAAGCUCAACACGCAUAUGCCUGAUCUCAAGGUCGAUCCGGAGACGUAUGAAGUGACGGACGCGGGGAUAUUGUUGACUGUUCCGCCUGCGGAGGAGCUGCCUUUGACUCAGAGUUUGCAUCUGUUCUAG